Molecule: messenger RNA, 1624 nt
Organism: Leptopilina boulardi
Lineage: Eukaryota; Metazoa; Arthropoda; Insecta; Hymenoptera; Figitidae
Gene: tub
Product: protein Tube
Exons: 7
Coding region: 100-1344 (414 amino acids)
Biological process (GO): signal transduction
Molecular function (GO): protein binding
Source: RefSeq, a predicted model, not a curated record
AUCACGUGGUACCAGAAAACUUUGUUGACAGUUGUAACAGGUUGCUAAAAUUAGUUUUUAUUAAUUUUUUUUUUAAAUUUCAUAAAUAAAUUUUACAAAAUGCUACCAAGCAGUAGUCAACCAGUAAAUUUAAACACUGAAAUUCGAAAACUACAACCGCUGCAUAUUUACAAAUUAGCAUGGUUAUUAAAUACCGUGGAUGAUGAUUGGAAAAAAUUUAUGUUUAUGAUAUCUAUGGAGAAUUCUGAUGAAUAUAAAUUUGGCAUGGAUCAUCUUAUCCUUAUUGAACAAGCUUCUCGACAACAAAAAAGAGGAUGUGCAGAAAUAUUUCUUGAAGAAUGGAGUACAAUGGGCAGAAGAAGACCAACUUUGAAAAUUCUGUUAGAACUUCUUAAGAAAGCACAAUUAUUCAGAGCCGCUGAUUAUGUGUCAAUGAAUAUUUUAAAUAUGGGUAGAACAGAAAGACCUAAUGAAGGACCAGCAGCAAGAAUUGAGAUUCCGCGCUUGGAUCUAGAUAGUGAAAGUGACAUAACGAAAAAUUCAUCAAUCAAAGUGGAUGUGCAUGUAGAAAAUAGUAAUUUAAAUAAAGGCGGAAAUCUUCCUGUGGUAGAAGAAGAAAGAAAAGUAGUUGUGCCAAUUCCUGCAUUUCUUGAAGAAAAGAGUUUUAGUAAUUUCAGUGAAGGUUCCAUUAAUGAAAUACCAUCAGAAAUAGUUGAAACAGAAUCCAGAGUAAUUACUCUUCCUGGUACAUCUCAGAACGUUAAAAAAUCACAAAAGGUUAAUUAUACAGGAAAUGGUGAAGCUUAUAAAAUUCCUGCCUUUCUUGAAAAUGAAAGUUUUGGUAAUUUAAGUGAAGUGGUUCAAAAUGUAGAGUCAAAAAUGGUUAACGAUGAACCACGCGAGGUUUUAAAUAAAUGUGAAAUUAAACCAACAUUACCUCGUUUUCUUGAAGAAAACUUUACUUCCACAUCGCAAGACUUAAUUGCAUUCAGUAGUGCUGAUAAUUUACCACAAAAUGAAUUGGAAAAUUGCAGAGAUGUAAGAAAUAAACCAUCAUCUUCAAGGAUAAAUGAAAUAGUCCCACAACUUCCUACCUUUCUAAACGAAAUGAGUCUUAGUAAUUUUAGUGAAGUCUCAGAAUCUGAACAACUAUCGAAUGAUAAAAGUAAUAAUGUAGAGGGAAUUAUCAAAGUAUGUAAAGAAUCUUUAUCAAUUCAAAAUGAAGGAGUUUCUCAACUGCCAGCAUGUCUCAACGAAGUGAGCUCUAGUAAUUUUAGUGUUAUCUCCGAGGGUGAAAAAUCUUCUUUCACAAGUGGAUUAAAUUCCGAUUCAAUUGAUGUAUAAACAAUCAAAGUUCUUGACAUCCAUGACAUUUAGGUAAAAAUGUCUUUUUAUUAAUGAAAUGACUCGAUAAGUAAUUUUAUCAAGCAAUAAAUAAAUCCAUGUUUAUUUUUGGAUUAUAAUUCUCAAUGAAAUUAAAAACUCAACUCUCAAAUUAUCUUAAUUAUAAAAAAAUUAUUUUUGGAGAUUCCUUCCUAAAAUGUGAUAAAAAUAAUGUAAGUUUUCAAUUUUAAUAUUGUAAAAUUAAAUACAAAUAUAUAUUUUUUAUAAAUUUAUUAUUGAA